Messenger RNA from Micropterus salmoides (largemouth bass), 2290 nucleotides. Its product is annotated as cortexin domain-containing 1-like. The record is from RefSeq and is a predicted model, not a curated record. Lineage: Eukaryota; Metazoa; Chordata; Actinopteri; Centrarchiformes; Centrarchidae. The transcript has a single exon. Bases 526 to 711 code for a protein of 61 amino acids.
CACACUAUAUUUGCUUUAUAAACUUUCGUGCGGCCACAUUUUUCAGCCGUGUUGUCAUGUGUCCAUACCUUGUGCUGACCAGGAUCUCCAGCGACUCCUGUAAAGGUGUCCUCUCCUGUAAAGGUCUUCCUUUCUGAAGAGACCAUGAGAGAUGCCUGGGUGUUCUAAUCUCAGAAACGGCCUGAUUGUUACCAAACUCCUUAUUAACUAUUCAUAGUGGACACAGGUGCCAAAUGGGGCUCUGUGUGUCCAUCUUAUCUUUGGUAGGAGGACAGUAGGUGUCAAUGUUGAGAGAAGAAAAGAAACUAAGACAGAGGAAUGGAUUGAGUUCAGACAAAACAGAAGAAGAGUAGCACUGCUGCACGGUGGAUUGUUUGAGCAUUGAGCCCAUUCAGAGGAAGAUAAACUGGAUUUUGGAGUAAUUCAAGCAUUUGUGGAGCUACUUUCAUGGUGUCAACUAUCGGGGGAAAGUAAACCAAUGAGAAAUACAGACCUAUUUUUUUUUUUUUUUUUUUUUUGGUCAACAUGGACACUCCAAACCUCCCCGUGGCCAGGUUUGAUGUGGAUGUCGACCUCGGUUUUGCCCUCUUCUUCUUCUUCCUGCUCUGCUUCUUCCUGUUGGUGACCAUAGUCCGCUGUGCUCAGAUGGUGCUAGACCCUUACAGCUCAAUCUCUGUCAGUAUAUACCAGGAGGAGCAAUCAGAAGAAUGACAGACCUACACAUUACACAGUAGAGGCAUUUUUUUCUACAAAAGGAGCGAUGCCACUUGUUUAAACUCUUCAAACGGGAUAACAAAAAUGAGUAGCCAGAAGAUUAUUCUGAGGCUUCUCUCGUAUGACUGAGUCCGUCUGGUUGAGUUGCGUGUGAGUGUUUAAAACAAGUUUCUAACUAUAUAAAACAACAAAAGCUAUCUACCUGCAGCAUCCAACGACUUACAAUCAGAGUAUAUGUAUGUUGUCUAUGCCUAUAAAUAAUAGAAGGUAUGCAUGUUUAAAAAUAUGAUUAGACACAGUUGGAAGAGUCCUCAAAGAGAUGGCAUGUGACACAAAUGAUGUUUACAUGUGUGCCGUAUAAUCUAGGCAUGAUUUAGAUGGUUAGUUUUUCAUUUAUAUCCCACAAUGCAAAGUGGUCAAACAUCAGCAUUCCUUUAGCAUCAGAAAGGACAUUUGAGCUUGGCAAUUUGGGCAUUGGCAUUGUACUAUGACGUGUAAUAUGUUCAUGAUUUUUUAAAUCAAACAAAUGUUUCCAUCCAGGUAGACCUUUCUGGUGUGAUAAAUAUAAAGGCCUGCGGGUCCAUAUAUUAAAACAGUCAGCUAUUGAAAACCAGAAUAAAGUAGUAUUUAUACAGUAAAAUUUAAUAUAAAGUAUUGGCUUAGAAUAUGCUCUCCCUUCUACGCUAAUGCAGCACAGAUGUUUCAGAGUUCUCAAUGGUGGAACAAUGAUCCAAAACACAUGUUCUGCCCUUUUCCCUAAAUUCUGUGACAGAAUGUUUUGAAGCUUUUCCACAAACUUUCAUGCAAUUUGCUUUGUUAUUGAACAAAUGAAAUAAAGCAUGUGUUGGUAAUUCAUCAGUAGCAGAAUAAGAAGAGUCAAGAAAAAAACAAGGAGAGAUUGUUUCUGUGUGCCCUGAAUCCUCCUUUUAGGAAGUGGUUCUCCAAGUGAAUACAAAUAAGUUAAAACUCCUGGACGGGAAUAACAUAAGAAGUUGCAGCAUGACUCAAAAUAAGAGUCAGAACUGCGUUGAAACACAUUGUUUUUAAGUCAUAUGUGAAUUUUCUAUUCACAAGGUCUUAUGCAUUUACAUGAAAAUCUGUCAGCCUAAAUCCAAUUACUUGAAAUACUGUUAUAAUAUUUUAAAUAAUAUUGAGUUUUCUUUGAGUGUUUCUUUUUGCUUACAUAAGUGUUAUAGUUUGGUUUCAUAGCCUGCAUUUAACAUUUUUAAACUGUGAAAUUAUACCUAAUGCUCCUAUAAAAGAAUGAAUCAUUGUAAAUUUACCAUCCAUACCAUCCCUCUUGGUAUCAUUCAGAAACUCCAUAAUUAACUUCAAAUAGUUGCUGGUUAAUCUCACUUGGGGUAUUUUAGUGGCAUGUGGAAGAUCGACCUAAUUUAUUCUCAAAUUAUUAAAUCCAUCUCUGGAAACAGUUUAAUGACGCAUUUUAUAAGUUCCUGGAGUUAAGUAUUUAUCAGAAUAUUUAUAUAAACUGUGUUUAAAAGGGGCAAUUUGUUUAUUAAUGUCGCUAGUUAAUCUUGAUUAAGUUUCAGAUGCAGUUUUGUAGAACCUGAUUUAG